AUGAAGGUUGUGGAUAAUAUAGUCCAAGACAUGGGCUGUGGGGAACAGUGUGAAGUGACUCUUACAUCUGACUACGCCUUCACAGAUUUGGAGAAGACAUUUUUGAAAAUCGAUGAUGCAUGUUUCCACAAAAUAUUGUUUAACAUAUAUCUCCAAGAUGUCAAAAAGCUUGCAGAGUUUUGGCAAAUGUCUGAAAGUGAAAAGUUUAUUGUUGCUGAUGUGAUGAAAUAUCGCGGUAAUAAACUUCUGAAUACUGGAUUGUUGGUUCGUGCAUUCAAUUGCUACAAAAAAGCUAUUAGAAUCCUAGAGGGAAGCAUCAGUGUGACUGACUGUAACUAUACCGAUCGAACGAUGCCAGAUUAUCAGCUGUCGAAACCUAGCCCACGUCAGUUAUUAGCUAUUUGCCUGUCGAACGCAGCCCACUGCCUGUAUAAAUUUGGGACAACAUGCACUGUCAAUCCAAAGAAGUCUCAAUUCGAUUACCUUUCUGCAUGUAUCAAAUGCUGUGAGCGAGCAGUCAGCCUUGAACCAAACUAUAUAAAGGCUUGGUUCCGUAUAGCCAAAGUUCAUGCUUUAUUAGGGAACUAUGAAGAAGCGCUUACAACUGGACAAAAGUGUCUUACAUGUUCUCUCGAUAAAAACACAUAUGAAUCUAAAUGGAUUAGCGUCGAUGAACGCACAAAAGUGGAUAUCAGUAAUAAGCUAAAGAAACUGCUAUCAGAAUGGCGCGCUUCGUUAGACAGUGAAGAAAAAAUCGAAAGAUCGAUUAUUCGGGACCGAACAAUUAAAAAGUACUCAUCUUAUGGAGAUUGGUGCUAUGAUGAACUGGAUGAAAUAGAAAAAUUGCCUAUUUCAGUAUGGUCGAAUGAUCUAGCAGAGAAUAUGAUGUCUCUUCAUGAGGAGCUUGAAGCGUUUGGAGAGAAAAUGCCUGAAUUUGAGGCUUGCCGAACAAGAGGUAAAGGUCGAUUAACAACUAUUCACGAUGAAGACACCGAUGAAGACAGUUUCCAAGAAAAUGUGGCUUAA
Messenger RNA from Schistosoma margrebowiei, 1026 nucleotides. NCBI's taxonomy places the organism in Eukaryota, Metazoa, Platyhelminthes, Trematoda, Strigeidida, Schistosomatidae. The record is from the annotation of a GenBank genome assembly.